UUCUUGCUCCGGAGUUCGUAUUGCACUAGUAUUAUUUCUUUCUAUGGGUGACCAUAUAUGAUUUUUAUUUGCAGGGGUUAGAAAGAGUUGAGUCAUCAUGGAAAUAGAAUCUGGAAACCCUAGAAUCGAACCAGAAAAAGACCUGAGAACCCUCUUCUCCUCUUAUUCAAAUCAAGUUUGGAGAAGAUUGGUUGGUUUGUUUCCCUCUAAGCAUCAUGAUUCCAAUUUACUCGCAAAAUUUACAAAUUUCUAUUAUCGAACUGCUCGGUCUAGAUCUUGGAGACGUAGACCAGGUCUUCCUCUUCCAUUGCCUUCAAAUUCACUUGAAUCUACUCUAAUUCUAACUGAAGCAUCUAGAGUUUAUGAUGUCUUGGAUGAUAUUUUGGAGCAUGUCCUUUCAAGUAUGCAUAUUAUCCAAAAGAGUUUGCAGUUUUGGCAGUUGAAAGCUGAGGGAACAAAUGCUCAAAAAGCAUACUUCAUGGUUUUUGAAAGAGGACCACGUGCCUUUAUCAACGGAACGGUUCAGUUGAUUCGCGGAUGUUCUAUGGAGGGUUCUCCUUUGCAACAACUUUGUCAUUCUGCAGCUACUGAGAUAUCUGAGAAGAUAGCUGUUUUAACAAGCUUACGCUGUUGCUUGGCUACAUUUCUUUCGCAGGUUUAUGUGGAGGUUGAUAAUUUCGGGGAGGCUUUAGUCAAGGAUCCAGAGAAAUCACUGCCUUCAUUAUUGGUGAACAUUAAUAGCUUAUUAUCAAAACUUGAAGAAUCAAUCAACCAGCAGCAUGAAAUGUUUCAGAGGGUUUCAUCUGCAUCUGUUGGUGGGAACAACACACACACUUUGCAGUUUGAGAAAUUGCCUGAAAUUAAUCAGGAAGGUUCUCAGUGGACUGACUGUGAGAUCAGAGAUGCUAUCAACUUGGUCUAUCAGAAUCUUGAUAAGCUUAAUUCAUACAUAACUCAACUUGUUUCCAAAAACAAAAAACCGAGGAGAGUGACUUUGCACUGGUUUGGUUAUACAUGCGGAGCGGUUGGGCUUUCAGUGUGCUCAGUAUGGCUUGUACGUCAUAGCAGUUUGGCAGGUAGUUCGGACAUUGAUAACUGGAUUCGUGAAGCACAAGAAUCAACUGUCAGAUUCUGGAAUGAUCAUGUUGAACAGCCGAUCCUUUCCAUCAGAGAUGAGCUCUUCGAGACCUUCAGGAGGAGGCACAAGGGGGUGAUGGAGCUUGAAGAAGUGCAGUUAACUUCAGAUUCUCUACAUAGGAUGCUGCUAACAUUCAGCGAGCAAACGCGUGGUCAAGAGUUUCCACAAGACGCAUCAGAUCAGGAAAUGAUGGAAAUAGUAAUGGCAAGGUAUGAAAAGGAUCUUAUGCAUCCAAUUAAAAAUUUUGUUGGGGGAGAGAUCGCUCGUGCUUUGCUUAUUCAGAUUCAGAAGCUGAAGUUGGAUAUUGAGACGGCAAUGCUCGACCUAAACCAGAUACUGAAGGCAAAUGAAAUCAACUUUGCAAUUCUCGCCGCUUUACCCGCUUUCUUUCUCUCCGUUGGGUUGCUUAUGCUUGUUCGCACAUGGUAUAAACAGGACAAACGAGCUGAAGGUAGAGGAAGGAUGGCUCGCCUUCAAAGGAGACUGCUUGUUGUCGAGGUUGAGAAAAGGAUUAUGCAAUUCCAAACUUGCUUGGAUCAAGGACAGGGAGAAGAUGCACAAUGCAUGCUUGGAUUGGUGCUGUAUAGUUUGGAUCGCCUAUACAAGUCUGUGGAAAGGCAUGCCAAGGAGACAGGUGAAUGGCUAAGUUUGAGAGAAGACAUUAUCGAUCUUGGGAAGCCACAAAUGCAGACGGCGUAUAAGCUUGCGGUGACGUCACGCCUAGUGCGGGUAUAUGACUGCAUGCUUCCUUCAGAAAACCGUCGGUAGUUCAUCUGUUUUCCGAACAAUUUCGGUAUUACACAUACAUAGGAAACGAAAACCCGAUUUUGUUGAAGAAUUUGAAACGAAAUAUUCUGAUCCGGGGAGUCAUACAGGAGGUGAGAUCUGCAUAAAAGUCGGAUUUGAAGUUUACUCGGUUAAAUGAUUCGUCUAGGUGAAUCAAUUUUGGAACGUCGCACAAACUGAAUCUGAUAUCUUGUCCAGUUCAUUCCUAAAUGUGAAUAAUGAACUACGUGUGGGAUGUGGCUAAUAUUGAUAGUUUUCACCUCCACGAUUUGUGUGUUUUACUGUAGGGAAAUUAUAAUCGAUGGUCCAUAAAGUAACGGUGUUCUUGGUGCAAACUGUUUUUGUGUCAUGUCCCAUGUACUAGUUAUGUGCACCCAUCGGGUUAGGGGCACCCUUAGCAUUAGGUAGUGUUUUUCUAGUCUCACUUGUGUGAGUGGCACGUUCAUGUGGAUGUUGCCCUAUUUAGUUUGGCUGAUGUAUUUCUCUUCUCAGUUAAUGAAAUAGAAAUUGUUGUUUGGUUU
Messenger RNA from Papaver somniferum (opium poppy), 2445 nucleotides. RefSeq names its product protein DGS1, mitochondrial-like. Gene Ontology annotation, cellular component: mitochondrial outer membrane. The transcript is spliced from 14 exons. Bases 98 to 1906 code for a protein of 602 amino acids. NCBI's taxonomy places the organism in Eukaryota, Viridiplantae, Streptophyta, Magnoliopsida, Ranunculales, Papaveraceae. The record is from RefSeq and is a predicted model, not a curated record.